Messenger RNA from Toxotes jaculatrix (banded archerfish), 1415 nucleotides. RefSeq names its product centromere protein H (gene cenph). Gene Ontology annotation, biological process: kinetochore assembly; chromosome segregation; mitotic spindle organization. The record is from RefSeq and is a predicted model, not a curated record. Gene Ontology annotation, molecular function: kinetochore binding. The coding region runs from base 622 to 1341 and encodes 239 amino acids. Gene Ontology annotation, cellular component: kinetochore; nucleus. NCBI's taxonomy places the organism in Eukaryota, Metazoa, Chordata, Actinopteri, Toxotidae. The transcript is spliced from 10 exons.
AACCUUGACUCGUGGUGGUGGCUAGUUUGGAAGAGCGUAGAAGUAGUGAUGGUUCUCUAACACUCGAGACUCCGACGCAUGCGCGGUAACUCAGACAGGUGUAUAGAACCACUGUGCCGAGGUGUGGUUUGGCCACUGACGUUUGAAGCGCUUGAGUGACGAAUCACCUGAUUGGUUCGCUUUGUCAUGUGAAUCACUUGGCGGGAUCGAGUGUGUUCAGAGAUAGGACAGCUCCACAUAGGGGCGGUCAUUUGAAUUUUUCUUUGCAGAGUAGGUCUGUUUGUUGCGUUUGACAUGACUCCAUUUGAUUUCAAACAAACCCUCACUUCUCACUCCUGGCCUGCAGGGGGCCCUGCAGGAACAGUGCCGUGACGGAGACAUCGUCACUUCCUGGCGGGGUUUGCAUCUGAAGUCAACCGAUGUAAACAAAACCGCCGUCCAAGUGACAGUAAAUAAAGCUUCAUAUGUGUGACAGCCGCUCAAAGCUUUUACCAAAUUAUAGCCAAACUUUCGAUUAGCCGAUGUAGUUAGCGGCUAACAUACAGCUUCCUUUAUUUAACUUCGAUUUACCGGCAACUUUAAGAUAAACAAGUCCCCUCCAGGCACCUUCACUGGUCUCUGAUGGACCCGACUGACAGCGUGGGGAACCUCAACCACACAAUGGAGGCUGUGGCUCUGAAUGAUGGGGCUGCUCCUGACUGCUCCACUGGACAGAAGGAUACCUCCCCUACGGACAUGCUGAGAAUAAAACAGCAGAUGUCCAACCAGUGCUUUGAGAUGGCAGUACAGCUCAAUGCAGGAAAAAGUAAGAGAUCAUGCAGCACAUCUGAAGCUGAGAGAGACUUACCAGACUAUGUCAGUGAGCUGGAAAAGAUCAAGAUGAAUCAUUUCAACAGCACAAUGACACUGCACAGAAUGCAGAUGUGGCAUGCUGUUGGAGAAAAGCUCAAGCAGAAUGAUUUAGAGGCUGAUGAACUUAAAGCUGUGAGCCAUCGCGGCAUGGGUCUUUGUUCACAAAUAAUACAACUUCAGAAAGAGUCAAGAAAUCUUCAAGACGAAAUUACAGAAAUACAGAAGAAGAGACUUGAGAUGAAGCGGCUCACACAUGAAAAAAUGAAAGAGAUUGAAGAGUUGAUGUCUAAGAAAGAGCACCCAGAUACAGAAAAGUACAAAGCGGCAUUGGAGAAAGGCCGGGUGAACCUGGAGAAAUAUAAAAAAAUGGCCAUCAUGACACAGAACGUCCUCAGGGGCAUCCUUUUGGCCUGUAAAGUCAACUGGCUGGAUGAUCCCAAACUUCGAGACAUUACCAUGACGCUGGAGGAGUUUCCUACUUCUGACUAGAGAAGAAAUUUAUGUACUCAUAUUUAUAUGUUUUUGUGUUGUAAUGCCGAAUAAAUAAAUAAAACGGUAAAAAC